AUGGAAGAGGUUGAGCCACCGGAGUGCCCGGUGUGUCUGCAGACAUACGACGCCGUAGCAGCCAUCCCCCGCGUCCUCACCUGCGGCCACACCACCUGCGAGGCCUGUCUGAAGCAGCUUCCCCGCCCAUUUCCCAACACUCUCCGCUGCACAGUCUGUACUCUCCUGGUGAAAAUCCCUAAUUCCCUUUCCGCCCUACCCAAAAACCUAGACCUCCUUCAUUUUUGCUCCGUAAUCCAACUCCGUGGCCCGGCCGAGGGCGAUAAAAUCAAUUCACCAUCGUCACCGCCCGGAAAUGGGAAAAUCCGGUCGGUUCUGUUUCCUUCGAAUACGAAAUCGUGGUCGUAUGAGUUCUUCUGUAAAUGGAAAUGGUGGGUUGUACCUACAGAGUGUAUCUCGAUUGAGAAAAGAGAAGUAUUGAAGUCUUUUGAGAGUGAUCGUGCGAUGGGUUUUGUUUUGAGGGAGAAAGAAAACGUGGGUCUUGUUAAAGUUGGGAUUUUUGCGAAUGAUGAAGAGGAGUCCAAGCUUUUCAGGGCUAGCUACGAGUCAAGAAUUAUGACUGUUUUGUAUGGAAUGAAGGAAGAGGAAAGACAUAAGUUGGGUAUUACAUUAAAUGCUGCACAUAAAAUAAGCCAUGUAGGGAAAGCAUAUGGUUUUUGGCUGAACGAGGAUGAUAACUGUGUUUAUAUCGUUUGGCAGAGGUUUGCUUCAUCGAACUUGACGAAAUUUGUUCUCACGGAAAAGGAUGAUGAAGAGGAAAGGCUGAGUAGGGAUGAAAUAAGUGGCUUGUGUAUGCUUGGUAUGGAGAUGUGUGAAAUUCUUAGUCGCUUGCAUUUCGAGGGAUUGGUUAUUGGCUGCUUGAGUGUGAGUUCUUUUGGUUUUGAUGAUUUUGGUCAUGUUUGCAUAGACUUAAGUGAGGUUCUAAAUUCGGGUAUGAGAGUACGUACAACGGUGAAAAGGGCUUCUAAAGAUUUGCAAGUCAAUUUGAAGAGUAGUUUAUUAGAUGAAAAUGGUGUGUUUAUCAGUCCUGAGAUGUUUCUGCUGUUUAUCGACAAGGAGGGAUUUGGGUUCGUCUCAGAAAAGUCGCGAUAUGUAGUUGGGUAUGCUUCCGAUGUUUGGUCAAUAGGCUCUUUCCUCGUUUGGCUAAUUGUUGGAAACUCGUUUGUAGAUGAGAUGGAAAUUUUCUUGCAAUACGUUGUUAAUGCUAUAAAAGAUAAAAGAUGCUGUGAUUAUUCUAGUUUGUACAUUAGUUGGAUGGAAAAAAUUGCAGAACUUUUAAAACUUCGUCUGGGCUCGUGUUGUGAUUCCCUAUGUGAGAUGUUGUGCAGAUGUCUGGAGUUUGACCCUGAAAAUCGCCCAGUUGUAACUGAACUGUGGAAAUGCCUUAGAGAUUUGAUUGUCAAACCGCGAUUUGAUAUUGGCCCUGGCUUAAGACAGAAAGUAAAGAAGGAACACACAAGAAACUGUAUAUUACUGGGAGAGAUAUGUGACAUUUUCAAGGAAAUUGACAAAGAGUUGAAACAUUGUAUGAAAGGAAAAGAUGAGAAUGAUGCAGCUGAUGCAGACACUGUUGAGGGGUUUUCCAGUGGUCGUUUCAAAUGUAUCGAGAUGAGAGGUCAUCUUGAUUGUGUUACGUGUUUAGCCGUUGGAGGAGGCUUCUUGUUCAGCUCCUCCUAUGAUAAGAUUGUCCAUGUGUGGUCUCUGCAGGAUUUCACUCACAUACACUCGUUCAAAGGUCACGAACAUAGAGUCAUGGCUGUUGUUUUCAUGGAUGGAGAACAACCGUUGUGCAUUAGUGGUGACAAUGAAGGCAUUGCAUGCAUUUGGAAAGCCGAUUUUCCCUUUUCUGAAUCGCCUAUGACAAAGAUCUUUGAGAAAAAAGAUUGGCGCUUUAGUGGCAUUCAUGCAAUGGCUAUUUCUGGUACCGAAUAUCUAUACACUGGCAGUGGGGACAAACUAGUCAAAGCAUGGUCUCUGCAGGAUUACACUCUCUCGUGUGAAAUGAGUGGUCACAAAUCGGUCGUCUCGUCACUGAUAGUUUGGAAAGGUGUUCUCUUUAGUGGAAGCUGGGAUGGGACUGUCCGGUUAUGGUCUCUAAUCGAUCAUAGCCCGUUAACUGUGUUGGGAGAGGGCCAAUUCGGAAAUGUGGGUUCUGUUUUGUCUCUUUCUGCUGAUCGCGAUUUGCUGUUCGUCGGUCACGAAAAUGGUAUUGUUAAGAUGUGGCACAAUGAUGUUCUUCUGAAGUCCACACAGACUCACAAAGGUGCUGUUUUCUCGGUUGGGAAAAAAGGGAAAUGGCUAUUUAGUGGUGGGUGGGAUAAAAGCAUCAAUGUACAGGAAAUAUCCGAAGAUGUAAGUGGAGUGGAUGUCAUAGCCGUUGGAUCUAUCCCUUGUAAUUCGACUAUAACAUCGCUCGUUUAUUGCAAUGGGAAGCUAUUUGUCGCGCAAGCCGAUAGUAUCAUAAAGGUCUACUACCAUGGUGUGUAG
Molecule: messenger RNA, 2487 nt
Organism: Striga hermonthica
Lineage: Eukaryota; Viridiplantae; Streptophyta; Magnoliopsida; Lamiales; Orobanchaceae
Source: the annotation of a GenBank genome assembly